Molecule: messenger RNA, 1578 nt
Organism: Electrophorus electricus (electric eel)
Lineage: Eukaryota; Metazoa; Chordata; Actinopteri; Gymnotiformes; Gymnotidae
Product: desmin
Biological process (GO): intermediate filament organization
Cellular component (GO): cytoplasm; intermediate filament
Molecular function (GO): structural constituent of cytoskeleton
Source: RefSeq, a predicted model, not a curated record
AUGAGCCACAGCCCAGAGAGGAUCUCGUCAUACCGCCGCCAUUUCGAGGGCAGCACCUCCACGUCCUACCAGGUGAGGGUGAGCAGCCCCUCUCCUGUCCAGAGGGAUGCUGGGAGGUGGCGUUCAGCCAGCUACUCGCGGGUUGAAGCCGGCAGAGGCGUGGUGGUUGGCCGCAGGACAAUCUCCAGCACGCGCAGCAGGCCUCUCCUGACCAGCAUCGGAAUGGGAGCUAUCUGUGUCAGCGGGGUUGGUCCAGCCGUAGAUCUAGAAGCAGUUGCUGCGGAGAACCAAGCAUUCCUCAGCACGCGGACCAGUGAGAAACAGGAGAUGGUUAUACUCAACGACCGACUGGCUGCAUACAUCGAGAAGGUCCGAUCUCUGGAGCAACAAAACAAGCUGUUAGAGACCGAGAUCGAAAGCCUCCAGAACCGGUUCAUGAAGCCAACCGGCCUUCGCGUGUUGUAUGAGGAGCAGCUGAAGGAGCUACGGAGACUCGCGGAUCAAAUGAAAAUGCAGCGGGAUCUGGCAAUUGCCGCAAAAGACGCCAUGGCUGGUCAGCUGGAGAUGAUAAAGGUAAAGUAUGAAGAGGCCCUCGAGCUAAGGAAGAAGGCCGAGCUUGACAUCGAGGCUUUCCGUCCGGAUGUUGAUGCUGCCACCUCCGCGCGCAUUGCUCUGGAAAAGCAACUGGACAACUUGGAAGUGAAAAUCGAAUUCCUUCAGCGGGUCCACAAAGAGGAAAUCGAAGAGCUGAUGAAAAAGAUUUACGCUGCCCAAAUCACAGCCACGGACGCUUACUCCCUUCCAGACCUGUCCGUCGCUAUCAAACAAGUGCAACUCCAGUAUGACGACAUAGCCGCAAAAACUUUACAGGAAAUGGACUCUUGGUACAGAUCAAAAUUCGAGGACCUCAGCGACAAAUCCACAAAGCACGUCGACGCGGUUAGAAGCGUGAGAGAGGAAAUUGCAAGCUCAAAGAAAGAUAUUCAAAGCAAGGAACGGGACAUAGAGUCAUUGAAGACCAAGAGCGAGGCUCUAGAAGCACAGAUCCUUGAGACACAGAAGAAGCACAGGAAAGAGCUGGAGGAAUUGCAGGCUAGGAUUGAAGCUCUGCAGCUCGAGCUCAAAGGCACCAAACAAAAGGCUGCUCUGCUUCUUCGGGAGUACCAAGACCUUCUUAAUGUUAAAAUGAGUCUGGAGGUUGAAAUGACCACUUACAGGAAACUAAUUGAGGGUGAGGACUACAGGCUGGCCAGCAUGGUCCAUAGUGUGCAGACCACCUCUCUGAUGAGUGCAGGCAGCCUGGGGACCGGUGCUGCCCUAGGCAACAGUGGUGGCAUUGCAGGAGGUGUUGCACCAGGAGCUGGAGCUGCUGUGGGCUCAGGACUGGGAGGUGGUCUCGGUGCAGGUGCUGGCGAGGGCUCUACUGCUGAUACAGGCAAGGAGCAGGCCAUGGAGUUGACUGAGAGGAAGACUGUGUUAAUUAGAACAGUUAAAGCAGACGAAGACACAUUGCAGAGAGACAUGCAGGAGAGAACAUAUUCCAUCUCUGGAGCCAUGCAGGAUGAGGAGAAGGAGUAG